Bombus pyrosoma is the source of this 2821-nucleotide messenger RNA. It is a transcript of the gene Liprin-beta, whose product is annotated as liprin-beta-1. Gene Ontology annotation, cellular component: presynaptic active zone. The transcript is spliced from 11 exons. Lineage: Eukaryota; Metazoa; Arthropoda; Insecta; Hymenoptera; Apidae. Gene Ontology annotation, biological process: neuromuscular junction development. Bases 620 to 2599 code for a protein of 659 amino acids. The record is from RefSeq and is a predicted model, not a curated record. Gene Ontology annotation, molecular function: protein binding.
GAAUAUGACAAAUUUAAUCACGAUAUUAUCUUAAUAAUAAUGUUAACUAGAAAAAUUUUUCGUAUUAGGCAUUUCGAAAAAUAAAGAAUGAUCUAUGUAUAGAUUACGUCACGUGACUACUCUCGUCUUGAGAAAUUUUAGAUUGGUAAUUUUAGUUUCGAACAGAACCGCGUCGUGAUCGUUUCAUAAAAAUUAUUUUUUAUUGAUAUUUUUUUGUGCAAUCUAGUUUGCAUUAAAACGAUUGAAAAAAAGGGAUGAAGAAAAAUACCUGAUUGGAAAGAAUUAGUAAAUAACUUUAAGAUUAAAAAAUUAAUAACGAAUUAAGAAAAGAAAGAGCUUGCAAAAGAUCCUAUUAAUAAUUAAAAGAAGACAGCAAGAUUGAGAUUAAAUGAUAUCAUUAAAAAGAAAUUCUUAUAUUUAUAAAUCAUAUAUAAUUAAAAAAAAAUUUCUUUAACAACACUUUACAUUAUUUGAUGAAACAAAUUCUCUGUAAAAGUCUAUUAAAAUUUCUAUGUUGCAUUAUAUUUGAAUAGAAAAAUUAAGAUUGGUGAAAGAAAUCAUAGAACUUUUUAAAGGAUUAGUUACAUAAAUUGAUCUAGGUUCAAAGUUAUUGAAGAUUAUGUCGAGGUCAAAACAAUUGGAUAGCAGUUGGACUCCUUCUGAAGAAUAUGAUUCUUCAGGAACAUCAAAUUCUGAACAAGGAGAAGAUGAGUUUGCAAAUAUUGGCUUUGUUGAGCAUCAAAUACAUGAAUCUGGCAAUUGUUUUUGCCAGAGUUGUCCAUUAGGUAAUGCUAAAGUGGUUAAUCUGAGGGGAAGUGUACCUAAUCUCUGUGCAUCCACAAAUUUAACACAUAUUGGGACUUUUCCACCUUUAUGUUCUGCAGUAUAUAAUAUGAGCAUUUGUUCAAAAACCAAUAACUGUCAAGGCAAUAAAGAGUGUAAAGGAAAUCGAAGCAAUCAAUCGUUAGAAUUAGGAAAGAAACGACGAUUGAGGAAUAGAAUAGUACAUGAACAAAGAAUUAAAUCACAAUCAGAUCUUCUUUUAAGAAGAAAAGACUUUCCUUAUUGUUGCUCUCUACAACACUUUCAAGCUGUACAAAAAUGGAACGAGUGUCAGGCAAAAACUGAGGAACGUUUAAAAAAAUUAGAAAAUGAACGUGGCACAUUACGUAUGGAAGUGUCAGUUUUGUCAGAUCAGGUAGAUGCACAAUCUAACAAAAUUCAAGAAUUGGAAAAUAUGCUUAGAGAGAAGAAGGAGUCACUCAGAAGAAUGGAAGAAGCAUUACAAAAAGAAGUACUGUCAAGAAGUGCUUUGGAAACACAGAAAUUAGAGCUCUUGAGUUCUUUAUCAGAAAUGAAGCUUAAACAAGCAAGUUUAGAGCAUGAAAAUCUUGCACUCCGUAGUACAAGUCCUGUAUCAAAUGGAGAAAAAUUUGGGAGGCAUACCAGCCAAUAUAGUAGUCUUCCUAGGCCACCGAGUUCUUCAAAGAAAGGUGUAGUGUUCGGUAAGGUACCCAGUUUAGUUUCUGGAGUACACACAACAGUACCAUUCGCCGUUAAAGGAGCCUCCGCGAGAUGCCUGUCUGCGCCUACUCUAGCUGAAGAGGAGAAAACAAUCAUAGGAGAUACAAAUUCUCAAAUAGAGUCGAUUCAGAAACCUCUGGUAGAACUUUCAAUGGAAGAAAUUGGAGAUUGGCUUGCAAAUUUAGGAUUAGAAUGUUACGCGGGUGAAUUGAGGCGAUGGGGUGCUACUGGAACAAAAUUGUUAGAAUGCUCGCAGCAACAAUUAGAAAAGGAAUUAGAAAUUAAAAAUGUUCUUCAUAGGAAGAAAUUAUUGUAUGCGGUAGAAUCAGAAAAAGGUGGUGGAGCUGAAUUUUUUGGAUCAGAUAAGAUGGAUAAUGCAGCAGUUUUGCGAUGGCUGGAUGAUAUUGGGUUACCACAACAUAAAGAAGCUUUUCAAAAUGGUAAAGUUGAUGGCAGAAUGUUACACAGACUCACCACUGAAGACCUUUUAAAUCUUGGAGUUACUGCACAGUUACAUGCUGCAAGUCUUAGACGGGGAAUUCAGAUUUUACGAGAACUAAAUUUUGAAUUUGAUAACCUUGAAAGAAGAUCUACAAAUGGUAAUGGAGCAGAGGGUGGUAAUGUUCAUCUGUGGACAAAUCAUCGAGUAAUGGAAUGGCUUAGGGUAGUUGAUUUAGCAGAAUAUGCACCAAAUAUGAGAGGAUCCGGAGUACAUGGAGGUUUAAUGAUGUACGAAGGCAGAUUUACUUCAGAAUUACUGGCCACAUUACUUAGUAUUUCUCCAGGAAAAACUCUUCUUCGUAGACAUUUAACUACACAUUUCAAUCAAAUUCUUGGAAGAGAAGUUGUACAAAGGAAAAGAGAAAUUGAGAGUAGCCUUGGAUUCGUUCCACUUACGCUUACUGCUCGUUUAAAGGUACCCAAGAAAUCUCAGUUUACUUUAAAACGCAAAAAAAGCAAGAACGAAGCAGAUUAUGGUAAUUUGGUCUGUCCUUUGGAUGCUUCACCACCAGGUACUCCAUCAACUCCUACUUCGACACCAGGCAGCCCUAACUUGAAUUCACCUACAUUCUAACAAUAGUCACAGAUCACAAUCUCAGCCAGGAGAUAAUAGACAGAGAAGAGUUAUUGGUUGCAUCUGACAAAAGUAAUUAUGCCUGUAAAUAAGAAAAAUGUUUUAGGGACCAUUGUUUCAUCUUCUUAGACUAAGUCUUACUAUUUAAUCUUGUAUAACAAAAAUCUUUUUUAAAAAAUUAAAUAGACUAUUGUCUUAAUAGAAAUGAUUUUUCUAGAAAAA